GCGUGUCUGUAUAAAGCCGGGUUACUUCUGCUCGAGCAGAUGUAGCUCAUCUUGCAGUCAGUGGGGGAGGAAAAGUGCGCGUCGUCUUUCUCCACCUGGACAGCAUCAGGAUGUCUGCGGAAAUAUUAGACAAAAACAAGACGAUAGACUUGAGGAAGAAGCACAUUGGGCCCUCCUGUAAGAUUUUCUUCAGCCAUGACCCCAUCAAGAUUGUGCAAGCCAAAGGCCAGUACAUGUAUGAUGAGAAAGGACAGCGCUACUUGGAUUGCAUCAACAAUGUGGCUCAUGUCGGCCACUGUCACCCGGAUGUGGUGAAGGCAGGGGCUCAGCAGAUGGAACUGCUCAACACCAACUCACGUUUCUUGCAUGAUAACCUGGUACUCUACGCCCAGCGGCUGCAAGCCACGCUGCCAGACAAGUUGUCUGUGUGCUACUUUGUCAACUCUGGCUCUGAAGCCAAUGACCUGGCCCUUCGACUGGCACAGCAGUACAGAGGCCACAAAGACAUCAUCACGUUGGACAAUGCGUACCACGGCCACGUCUCAUCGCUCAUCGACAUCAGUCCAUAUAAGUUCCACCAGCUGUCAGGUGUUGAACAGAAUCCAUUUGUCCAUGUGGCUCCGAGCCCAGAUGUGUACAGAGGCAAAUACAGAGCGGACCAUCCUGAUCCUGCAACAGCAUAUGCAGAUGAAGUCAAAGAUAUAAUAGACAAAAUCCACAAGAAAGGAGGAAAGAUUGCUGCUUUCAUUGCUGAGUCAUUGCAGAGUUGUGGCGGGCAGGUCAUUCCCCCUGUUGGCUACUUCCAGCAAGUGGCAGAGCAUGUCCGUAAGGCAGGGGGCAUUUUCAUCGCCGAUGAGGUCCAAGUGGGGUUUGGGCGUGUUGGCACCCACUUCUGGGCCUUCCAGCUUCAGGGAGAGGACUUUGUGCCUGACAUUGUCACCAUGGGAAAGCCUAUUGGCAACGGUCACCCCAUGUCAUGUGUGGUGACAACCAGAGAGGUGGCAGAGGCCUUCAUGUCAUCUGGAAUGGAGUAUUUUAAUACAUUUGGCGGCAACCCAGUGUCGUGUGCCAUCGGACUGGCCGUCCUAGACGUGAUCGUGAAAGAGGAUCUCCAGGGUAAUGCGCUGCGUGUUGGGGGACACCUGAUCAAUCUGCUGGAAAAGCAGAAAGCGAAGCACCCGCUGAUCGGAGAUAUCAGGGGUCGCGGCCUCUUUGUUGGGGUGGAGCUCGUGAAGGAUAGGUUGAAACUCACUCCUGCCACAGCAGAAGCCCAAGAAGUCAUAUAUCAGCUAAAAAAGGACCACAUCCUUCUCAGUGCUGACGGACCUCAUCGCAACGUGCUCAAAUUUAAACCCCCCAUGUGCUUCACUAUGGAGGACGCUGACCUGGCGGUGGAGAAAAUCGACCACAUUCUCACAGAACUUGAGGAUGCAUUAGGCCUGAAGUUGCCAAACAGAGUGACUAUAGAGAAUGAAUGCAGUAAAAGAAAGCUGGCGACUGAUGAAAAUGGACACCAGUAUCACAGUGGUUUAGUACACAGCAAAGAAAGCAGUCAAGGAGUUCCUCAACAAAACAAACGCAUCAAGACAUAAAGCUGCUCGUGAACUCAACACUUUACGUAGUUGAAGAACUGAUAACAGACAUGAUACAUUUUGGAGGUGACAGAAUUCUGGGGGAAAAGUGCCUUAGCAUUUAACCUGAUGAAAAAUGUUUUUAUGCUAAUAAUAAUAUUAAUGUACUGUGUGUCUGAGAUUGUGGUGUCUUCUCAGGUUUUUAAUUACACAAAGGAAUCAAGCCAGUUGUUCAGCAUAGUAUGUCAAAUAGUAUACACCUUCCUUAAUUAUGCAAGUUUGCUACAUGAACUGUAUAUUUUUAUUUUAACUUUUGUCAAGAUUCACUUGAUUGAGAAUCAUGGUUUUCAUAAAUUAAAAUGUGUAUGUAUAUAAAACAUGCAAUUGUGUCGUAAUGUGGCUUUUGCAUUAAAAUGCAGCUUUACUCAUUGUGAA
Lates calcarifer (barramundi perch) is the source of this 2006-nucleotide messenger RNA. It is a transcript of the gene etnppl, whose product is annotated as ethanolamine-phosphate phospho-lyase. Gene Ontology annotation, cellular component: mitochondrion. The record is from RefSeq and is a predicted model, not a curated record. The coding region runs from base 111 to 1592 and encodes 493 amino acids. Gene Ontology annotation, molecular function: transaminase activity; pyridoxal phosphate binding; ethanolamine-phosphate phospho-lyase activity. The transcript is spliced from 13 exons. Lineage: Eukaryota; Metazoa; Chordata; Actinopteri; Centropomidae.